UGUCCUAGACGCACAUUUCUCGCGUCACUCAUACUUGCGACAAAAUUCAUCCAUGAUAAAUCAUAUUCCAAUCGUGCAUGGGCAACAGUGUGUAAGCUCCCAUCUCGGGAAGUGAGCAGAUGUGAGCGCGCAUUGGGUAAUGCUUUACAGUGGCGCUUGUGGGUC
Lentinula edodes (shiitake mushroom) is the source of this 165-nucleotide messenger RNA. RefSeq lists its product as uncharacterized. Lineage: Eukaryota; Fungi; Basidiomycota; Agaricomycetes; Agaricales; Omphalotaceae. Gene Ontology annotation, molecular function: protein kinase binding; cyclin-dependent protein serine/threonine kinase regulator activity. Gene Ontology annotation, cellular component: cyclin-dependent protein kinase holoenzyme complex; nucleus. The transcript has a single exon. The annotation marks the transcript as partial. Gene Ontology annotation, biological process: regulation of cyclin-dependent protein serine/threonine kinase activity. The record is from RefSeq and is a predicted model, not a curated record.